Puccinia triticina is the source of this 825-nucleotide messenger RNA. RefSeq lists its product as uncharacterized. Lineage: Eukaryota; Fungi; Basidiomycota; Pucciniomycetes; Pucciniales; Pucciniaceae. The transcript is spliced from 5 exons. The record is from RefSeq and is a predicted model, not a curated record. Bases 1 to 825 code for a protein of 274 amino acids.
AUGUUAUAUUUGCGCACAACCAAAACCUCAUCAGCCCAAGCGUACAUAUUCCUCAAAUACCAGCCUCCAGCCAAUCUCAUACCUAGCCACGAAUAUAAACAUCAACUCGGCCAUACCACGUCUAAGUCUGACCCGAAGAUGACGAGAUCACAAAUCGCCGCAAAUUGCUUUGUCCGGACUGCGGAUAAUAUGUCUAACCACGAUCUUGGGUUUGAAGGCGCACUAAAACUUACCCACGUGCACAAUGGCCAGCCUCACGAAGAAUAUGCCCAAAAGCACUACGUGGUUGACAUAGAAACGCCUUCAACAAUACGUUCUACUUACGUUGGGGCUCGCCGCGGUCGGGACAAGGUCACCAUCAAGCUGAUUUCUCCAUGUCUCGAGGAGUUUGGCCAUAACUUAGCCGCGGGCGAGACCUAUAUUAUCAAAGGCAACGUUGAUGAAGACCACUAUUGUGGCUUAACAUGGCAGAUAAAUCCGUUGCUAGCUUGUGUGCGUUUCCCGGUAAUCUGCAACUACCCUGUGAACAGGAUGAUUGUCUAUGGCCGCGGACGAGUCAAGGAAGUAAUAGAGUUGUGCGACGAGGCGAAGGCUACAAUCGUUCAACACAAGGUUGUGGUUAAUAUCUCAUACGAGAACUCACCCGUAGGUCUCAACGUCAGGGUAGUAAUGCACUACUCGGAUGCUCCACCAGACUUGGGGGGCGGAUUCAUGCCUGGCGUCGAACUAAUUUUUCGGGGUUACCUGACACGGCUUCAAACUGACGACGAGAUGAUGAGAGUCGGGAUCCUAAGCCACGACGAGGUCAGAAGAGGAUCAGCCUGA